Raphanus sativus (radish) is the source of this 1260-nucleotide messenger RNA. RefSeq lists its product as uncharacterized. The transcript is spliced from 4 exons. Bases 1 to 1260 code for a protein of 419 amino acids. Gene Ontology annotation, molecular function: zinc ion binding. The record is from RefSeq and is a predicted model, not a curated record. NCBI's taxonomy places the organism in Eukaryota, Viridiplantae, Streptophyta, Magnoliopsida, Brassicales, Brassicaceae.
AUGGCUGUGGAUAAUGGACAUGGAACGAGUAAUGAUUCUUACAAAAAGCUACCGUCAUACCUCAAUAACCUUGUGUUAGCAAACCCGGGAUCUUUGGCAAAUUUGCACACCGAACAAAUAGAUGGGGGCGGACACAGAUUCAAAUAUAUGUUCCUUGCAUUGGGAGCGUGUGUUGAAGGAUACCAAUCCAUGAGGAAGGUGGUUGUGGUUGAUGGAACACACCUAAAAGGAAGGUAUGCCGGUUGUCUACUCACCGCAUCAGCGGAAGAUGGUAACCACCAAAUAUUCCCCUUGGCGUGCGCCGUUGUGGAUAGCGAGAAUGACAAGUCGUGGGAGUGGUUUUUCCAAAACUUAUCCUCAUUUUUUUCCAACGACAGUGGAUUGGUCCUGGUAUCGGACAUACAUCCAUCAAUCUACAAAGCUAUCAGCCAGGUGUAUCCGAGUGCAGGGCACUGCAUCUGUGUUGUCCAUCUGAAGAGAAACAUCAGGACCAAUUUUAGAGAAAGACAUUUGGGACAUCUGGUUGCAAAGGCUGCAAGGGCGUAUAAGUUGCACGAUUUCUAUGUAACAUUCAACGAGAUAAAGGCAAUGGAUCCUGCUUGUGCAUCAUACCUGAUCGAGAUAGGUUUUGAACAUUGGGCACGAUCCCAUUUUUCUGGAAACAGGUACAAUGUUAUGACAAGCAACCUGGCUGAGUCUUGGAACUCGGUCCUGUGCAAAGCGAGGGAGUUUCCAAUCGUCCAGUUGCUUGAUUUCAUCUGUGAGAAGAUUAUGACUUGGUUUGCUAAGAGGCGUGAGGUGGCAACCAAGUGUUCCGGAGAGCUGACACCACGCAUUGAACAACAACUAAGAAACAACUUUGAGAAGACUGGGGGGUACCAUGUUCUCGACAUAGCUGAGAUGGAGUACGCAAUCCGCAACAAGUCUGGCGUAAGCUUUCAUGUGAACCUAAGCACAAGGACUUGCAGCUGUUAUGAGUUUCAGAUGCUCGGAAUUCCAUGCUCUCACGCAAUUGCUGCGGCUCUGAAAGCAAACAUAAGUGUGAACGACCUGGCUCAAAUGGGGGGGGGUCCAAUGCCCGCGGUUAUUAACGACCUCCAGUUGCGUCCACCUGCAACUCGACGCCCGCCCGGGAGGCCAAAGAAGCAGAGGUACUUCUCCAGAGGAGAGAAAAGGGUUAAAUGCGUACGCCGCAGGAUCUCAUGCAGCAGGUGCAAGGGCGUAGGACACAACAAGGCCACUUGCAAGAACCCGAUAUAA